Messenger RNA from Anneissia japonica, 1633 nucleotides. RefSeq lists its product as uncharacterized. NCBI's taxonomy places the organism in Eukaryota, Metazoa, Echinodermata, Crinoidea, Comatulida, Comatulidae. Bases 554 to 1477 code for a protein of 307 amino acids. The transcript has 5 exons. The record is from RefSeq and is a predicted model, not a curated record.
CGAAAUAAACUCGCAGAUAAUGAAACAUGGCUGUGUUAUUAUGUUGUUGCUUUUUAGGCCAAGGCUAAGUAUUUACCGUAUAUCAUUUGUCUGACGGUAAUGACAGAUAAACUUAGUGGAAUAUAAAACAUAGAUAGUAGAUCAAGCUAUUUUCGUUCGUGGUUAUCGGGACGGAAGACGAGAAAGCACUGUCGCAUCAUCCUAUUGUUUUGAGAGAGUUCCAAGUGAUGGUGAUGAUGUGCUUGUACUGAAUCAACUCGUCCUAACUAGGCUACGUGUGAAAACUGACUAGCAUUAGUGCAAGGCUUUUGCAAGAAGCGUUGUGUGUUACAAUUACUGUCAUUUAUAAAACAAUAAUGUGACUCAUUCCUUGGAUUUUUAAAAGUUUUUAACAACCUCGAAAACCCCGCGAAAUGUGAGAAUAAUCCGCGAAAUACUCUCCUUUGUUACUGAAAUUACGCGUUGCAAUCCAUGACAACAUCGAGAAAAGUGUACAGUUGUAUUCUUAUUCUAAUCCAUUAAAUGUCUAUAAACGAUUCAUGUUAAGGAACAUAUGGAUCAUGAGACAAAACUACUCUACGGAAAUGGUGGGAAAAGAGGUCCACCGGCACCUCUUAGUUCUGAAUCUGAUGAAGGGGAAGUUUUGGACCUGGAUGAGAAACCCCCAUCAUCACCGAGCAGCAGUACAUCAAGCGGUCCUAUCUACGUAAGGCCGCCAGGAUUUAACAAUCACGGAAAAGAUAUAAAGUUAAAAAAGCAAGAUACCCUUUUAAAAACUAAAAAAAAAUUAAAACUGCAGCCGUUUUCAAGUGAAUUUGCCAUAGCAAGUACCAGAUUUAAGCCUCAGUCAAGUGAAGGGGGAAGUCAGAAGCAUGUUGUAAACAAGCAGCUCAAACCAAAGAGAGACCCAAUGCCUAUGCGGAGACGUGCUUUACCACAAUCUUUCUGGCAACAGCCCAACAGUCCUGCUUCACUGCCCCCUGGUUCUACUUACACAGUUCUUCCUCCUCUUUGGAAGCAUGAAAAAACAAACGAAGACUUGAGUGAGGUAAGACCAGUGACACCACCAGAUGAGAGAGACAAAAACAGUGAUGAGAAAAAAGAGCCUAAACAAUCAAGGCGCCCUAUACGAACAAUCAGGACAACUGCCGCCAACACUGAUCUUCUCUAUAGCCUGUUUGAUGUUAUUGAUGUGGAAAAGAAAAGUAGUAAUAUAAUCAAGAGGGGAAGACCAAAGAAAGUGAAUAGGACUGACCGUAACAAAAAUCUGGUAGGGGAUGACCCGUUCAUGGUGCAGUCUGUUGAAAGUCUUCUUCCAAGUUUAUCCCUUGAAACAGGAGGAAACCAGGCAGUAACACCUCUUGCACAUCUCUCUGUAGUGUCUGUUAGGGAUGGUGACAAUACACUCUCUCUGCCAUCUCUUACUAUCGAUCAAAACUAUCCAGCUUUAUUAUCAGAAGUUGUCAAAGCUCUAUAGAUAAUAAACCUACAAAAGCAGUUCUGUCCAGUGGUGGCUCUAGGAUAUAUUUUCUAGGGGGGACUAAGUUGUCCGACAGGGGAGACUUGAACUCAUAGGCUCGAGCUGGGGGAAGGGGUUGAGAGUGGGUUCCCCUCCCAAAUGAGAUUUUUUAAG